This is a messenger RNA of Blepharisma stoltei, 1239 nucleotides long. The record is from the annotation of a GenBank genome assembly. NCBI's taxonomy places the organism in Eukaryota, Ciliophora, Heterotrichea, Heterotrichida, Blepharismidae.
AUGUCGAAAUUCUUGUCAUUUUUGCAAAAAAUCCCCAACAUUAUCGAUCAAGUCAACAAGCCAAAAGCUGAUCAAGAUUUAGUUCCAGUGUUUUCGUCUCAAGAAAGUAUUUGUUAAGCAGAUCUUCCUCCUGAAACGUUUUUUAUUACUCCAAGAAUUGCAAUAAUUCCAUAUCCAACUCAAGAUUAUAGCAGUAUCUUGGCCGGAUAUUUUAACACUCAUUAUGGGCGUAAGUAUAUGGUCUGGAAUCUCAGCGAGCAUCAGUAUGAAACAGAUAUAUUUGGCGGACAAGUUUUGGACUUUAUAUAUGUUGGCUAUCCAAAUCCUCCUCUUGAAGUUAUUUUCUCUAUUUGCAAUUCAAUCAAAGCGUGGCUUGAUACUGAUGCAGAAAAUAUCGCUCUGAUCCAUUGCCAGGCAACUAAAGCCAGAAGCUUUAUGAUCCUUGCCUGCUAUCUUGCCUGGAGCAGCUUUGACUACCAAAAUCCAGAACAAGCGUUAGCUCAUAUAUGCGAAUUCACGAAAACUGAAAGAAUUAACUUGCUUUUUCCAACACAAAGCCGAUAUUUAUGAUAUUUUGAUAGAAUUCUGCAAGGCGAAAGAGUAAUUAAUAAGUAGCCAAUCACCCAUAAGGUUAAGCUGCAAAGACUGAUUAUGAAUGGAAUUCCAAUAAUAGAGAAGCAAGGGUCUUGUGUGCGGCCUUAUAUCCAAAUCUUUAAAGGCUCUAACAUGAUCUACUCAAGCAUUAAGAAAGAUGCCCCACCUCUAUCAUUUUUUGAGUCAGACAUGUCAAUUUCUUUUGAUAUUGAUUUAGAAGCAGAAGGCGAUAUUUUAAUCAGAUGUCGGCACCAAACAAAAGACAAUAAAAGAAUCACUAUCUUUAGAGUCAUGUUUCACACUGCCUUUGUAAGCGACAUUCAUAUACGUUUUGCGAAGUCUGACUUGGAUUUUGCAAAUACUCAUGAAGGGUUUGGAGACGAUUUCAUGCUUGAUUUGUUUAUCAGCGGCAGUGAGCCUGUAGAAGUUGAGCAGUCGCAGCAGCUGUGGAGAUAUAUUGAGAAAAGAAAGAAGCACAGGAGAAAUUCGGAGAGGAAGGUAGAUACGGAAGAGGAAGAAGAAAAAGUUGACCAUGAGCUCAUAGAGAAGUUCAAGGAUAAGAUUGAGGAUAGCGGGGAAGAAGAGGGAGAGGAAGAAGACGAUCUUGAUGCAUAUUUCCAAAGUUUGGAGUCAAAAGGGAAAUAA